UUAGACAGGUUUCUCUGUACUAAUAAAUGUUUGAUUAGCCAUGUUUCACUGUAGUUACAAUGUGAAAUGCUGCUUUGAAAUUGUAACUUUCAGAGAAGAGUAUCAUGUUGUGAGCACAAUUCUUUAUUUUACAGUACACAUGUGUUUGGAUAAGCCAGAAUUUGACGGUAAAACUAUCAACAGAAUUAACAGUAUCGGCAUAGGAACCAUUCCUAAAGGUGGACAGAGUGCAUUAAAAAUCUACAGAUUGGAGAAGGAAUGUGUUUUUAAGUUUGAGGCUUUAGAUACACUGCAGAUACAAGAACCAUUUUUGAAAAUUAAAUCCUGAACUGAAAUGAACCUCACCCUGGACGACAGAAAUAUGUCAUCCAGCAGCCUCAAUAUGUCAUCCAAUGUGUGUCAUGUUGAUAAAGUUAUACAGUCACAGUUACAAGGAGUGACCUUGAAUAAAUCAGAAGGUGCAUCCGAGUGUAUCUGUUUAAAGGUCAUAAACUCCACACCAAUCCCUGUAUCGAUAGGAACAUAUUCCGUGUCAUGGAGACGGAAAACGGAUGAGAGCUCUCCCUAUGUAGACACGGUGUUCCCACUGCCCACAGUCAAUACAGAGUACAGUUUCAUUUCCGUGUGCUGCCUGGUGAUCCGUAUGAACUCAAGUACAACUUGUUUCCUCUGGUGGCAGGUCAUGUAAAUUUACCCAAACUGAACUUCACCCUGCUACGAUACCCAGAUCCAAUCGACGCCAUUCUGUAGAAAAUGCUACCAACCCAUAUAUUCAUUAAGCCCUGUGGAAAGGUGUUGUCUCAAGGAACCUGAUGAGCUACAAACCUCUAACAUUUAAUGUGUGUACUAAGUUUUGUCUCAAGGAACCUGAUGAGCUACAGACCUCUGGAAGAUUUAAUGUGUAGUAAGUGUUGUCGCUCUUUGUUACUGAGCCGGAGUCUGAGUUAACAGACACUACUGACCAUGUCAUAUGUGAUUCUUCUGGAAGGAAUAUGUAUUUUAUUGCUUUGUUUUGCAUCAAAAUAUGUCUAAACAACA
Ostrea edulis (European flat oyster) is the source of this 1038-nucleotide messenger RNA. RefSeq names its product trafficking protein particle complex subunit 11-like. The transcript has 8 exons. Bases 335 to 688 code for a protein of 117 amino acids. The record is from RefSeq and is a predicted model, not a curated record. Lineage: Eukaryota; Metazoa; Mollusca; Bivalvia; Ostreida; Ostreidae.